Molecule: messenger RNA, 3534 nt
Organism: Onthophagus taurus
Lineage: Eukaryota; Metazoa; Arthropoda; Insecta; Coleoptera; Scarabaeidae
Source: RefSeq, a predicted model, not a curated record
UCAUUAUAUUUAAAUGAAAAUACAAAUACCUAUUUACUUUUUUCGGUAUUGGCUAUGCAUGUAUGUACAAUAUGUUUUAUUUUAGUUGUCAGCACAGAUGUCUCGGCUAUCGUUGGUGAUAUGACAAAAUGUUAUAGAAGGAAUUCUAUUAUCUACCAUUAAAUGUGUUAGCUACAGCGAAUACAUUCAAAAUUUUUAGUGGAGUAAUUUUACUACGUAUAACGUAUAAGAAGUUGUGAAAAUGGUGAAAUUGGUUUUGCUUAUCGACAAAAUAUGUGCGUUGAAAGAACAUUCUAUGGAUUGCAAAGGGUUAGAAAGAUAUAAUAAUAUAAAAUGCGUAUAUGUAGACAACGAACUGAGUUGUUUAACAAAAAUUGAUUCCGGUGAAAUUGAUUUUGGUUUGAUAAACGCCGAAACAUUGUUUUUGGGAACACACUUAACUUCGAACGUUGUCGCAAUUGCCCAAACUAAGCCAGAAACAAAUGUUCACUACUACCAAUACGAAACGGUUAUAGUAUCAAGAGAACGUUUUAAACCUCAGAAAGGAAUGAGUUAUUGUCACCCAGGUUUUAAACCAACAAAUAUUCCGCCAUUGAUUUUAAAAGAAUUCGAACAACAAGUUAUUGGGACAGAUUACGAUACUAAAUUUGAAACUUCGAUUGAAAGCGAAAUUUCCGCCUUAAACAAUUAUUUUGGGCCAAGUUGUCGACCUGGGGAGUGGACUCUUAAUAAACCAUUGGAUGAAUAUCUACAUAAUAAAUAUACAAAACUAACUGAAUUAUGUGAUGAAUUAAAGGCACCUUCUUUCGAACAGGCCUUGGAGUGUAUGCUUAAAAAUAAUCAUUCGAUUGCUUUGUCUUCAUUGAACACAGUCAAUGGUAUGGGUAAUACAAUAACUACACCUUUGUGGUAUUAUUGCAAAAAUGGAACGGUUUCGAAAGAACCAUGCGUUUGGAGUAAACAGCCACAUAAAUUAUUAAUUGUAAACACAAAGGAGAACGAUUUAAAAAAUUCUCUAGAGAAAUGGUUAACAGCUAACCGAGAUUUAGCAGAUAAAGAGUUAGAGUACCUUAAAGAAAUUCUAGAAGAUAACGAAAACUCUAACGUUCAAUUAAAAUAUAGGUUUAACAAAGAUGAAUUAUUACAAACUUGGACAAAUUUUAGUAAAAGUUUUAGGUAUAUUCCACCAUCAUAUGAUUCGAUUAUCUCCAGACGUAAAAUGAGAUGGUGCACAACUUCCGAUAAUGAGCAAAUGAAAUGUAAAUGGUUAUCUCAAGCCGGUGUAAAUUACGGGAUCCAGCCGGUUGUAGAAUGUGUCCAAAAAUCCAGCGAAUUUGAAUGUCUUAAAGCGAUCAAUAAAAAUUCUAAAACCGCCGACUUAAUGGUAAUAUCUACUGAUUUAGGAUAUGCAGCAAGAAAAUAUGGUUUAUCCGCAAUAGCUUUUCCAGUAACGAAUCAAGCAAUCAACACCUUACUGUUGAUUAAAAACAAUAGAAACAUCACGCGACUAGAAGAUUUAAAAGGAAAAAGAGGUUGUUUUCCAUUAUACGGUGGAACUGCUUGGUUGUCUUUUGUUAAAGUCCUCAAAGGAAUCGAUUUGCGAAAUGAAUCCAGCGAUUACGGAAAAUUAUUAAGUGACUUGUUGGGCGAUUCUUGUAUGCCUGGAGCUAUGGAAACUAACCGAGCCUUUGAUGAUAAAAUUGAUUUGAAAAAAAUGUGUAAAUUAUGUACAGAAACAGGAAAUACUUGUGGCGCAUCCGAAGCGACAAACUUAUAUUUUAACACAUCUGGUGCGCUCAAAUGUUUAGAGGAAAAAGGAGAUUUUGCUGUGAUCGUCAAAGAUCCUACAAUAAAGUUCCCCACUAACGUUAGUGUGAUGUGCAAAAAUGGAACAUUUUCGAUGUUGGAUAGUUUUGAUGUGGACGAAGGGUGUUAUUUAUCUACUGUGAUAUCAAGCGAGAUUAUAACGAGAAAUAAUGACCCAUUAAACAACGAUAGCCAAUUAGCAUUUUUGGAAUUCGAAUACUGGUUUUCUAAUUACCCUCAUAAACCUUUUGGAUUAUUCGAUUCUUUUAAUAAUAUAAACGAUUUACUUUUUAAAGAUACAACUAAAGGACUUGAAUUGCCAUCUUCGGAGAAAGAUAUUAUCAAGAAUUAUGUUAAACUCUUGGACCAUAUCAACCAUUAUGAAAACGGGCAUAACAAAGCAUUUUGUGUAGAUAAUUCUUCAAUCACGUUUUUUACAACAAUUGUUAUAAUAGUUACAAUUUUUCUGAAUAGUUUUUAAUUAUAAUUAUACAGUCCACUCCCUAUCUAAUUUGAAAACGUUAAAUAUAAGAUAAAUACAACAGAAAAACUAAAAGUUCACAAAAAAUCGUUCAUUAAACACUCUCACUGCUCAUUCUUUGCUGUAAGCUCAUUCUUACCAUCUUAACAAUUUCUCGACCUUGCUUCGAUGACAGUAGAAGAUAGAAAUGAACAAAAUUAUUUCAACACGACUUUAUAUAAAUAUUUUACCUUAACGAGAGGCAACGAGAGUAAAAGUAGACUAACCCCACAAGCCUGUCUUUUAAGCAAUGAGCAAGAUUAAGUAUUGGCUUAUUUUAUUUUUCAAUGAAUUGCAUGAUUAAUAUGCUAUCUGUUGUUCCCACUCGGUGUACAAACUUACACCAUGCUUUCUCAUGCUUUGCCAGAUGCAAAAUUUUGCAAUAUUCCAUUCCCUUCUUAUAUCGCUGUUUCUAAUCUUAUUAUACCUUUUCCACUUAGUUAUAAUUAUAAUUCAUCCAUAUGUGCUAUAAACACACUUGGACUCAAUUCUUCUCCCUGCCGAAGGCCAUUCUUCGACAUAAAUUCUCUCGAUCUUAAAUUUCCAUAUACCACAGCAUUAACAUUCCAUAAUUUCUUCCUUGACACACUAUCAAACGAUUUUUUCAAGUCAAUAUAUCCCAAAAAAAUUCCAUUGUCUGCAUAAUCUUUUUAACUAUUUUUGGAUAGUGAAUGUGUUGUCUUGUAUAUUCCUGCCUUUUUCAAACCCAUUUUGAACUUUAUCUAAUUUUCUUUCAACUGUUGGCCUAGUUUUGUUAUCAAGAAUUUGUUAUGGUAUUGCCCAUUCUAGUACUGUUAUUUCUUUGUAGUUCCUGCAGUCUUUUUUGUCAUUCUUUUUAUGUAUCGGGACUACUAACGAUAUUUGCCAGUCUUUUGGGAUUACUUCUAUUCUUCUUUCUGCUUAUAUUGAUCAUAACUCCACAUAGUUCUUUUGUUUAAAUAAUUUUUCUAAGCAUAUUUCUUUAUUUUUAAUACAUUGUCUUAUUUAUUCAGACCACCACGCCAUUUGCUUCUUGUUGCUAUUUUUUGUCUGCCUACGUCAAUUUGUCCUUUAUAUUAGUAAUUAUUGUAGUAAGUUGUCAUUUUUGAUGUUUUUAUGUCCUUAACUAUAUUUCUGGCAUAUAUGAGCAAUACAUAAGUCACCAUGCUAUCUGUAACACUAAUCUGUAGUACAUUUGUAAAAGAAUAAUAAAUGAAUUAAAAAAUAAA